AUAACCACCCAUUUGGGCAUUUUGCUCUGCAUUGCUUUUCCACAAUAUCAUUUUCUUUCACUUGAAAUCCCAAUCUGUUGUGAUAAUUUUCCCCAAUCAAAUGGCCUGUGCAACAGCAGCCCUCUCCCUGAAACCACCCCUCAGAGCCCACAGAGCCCAAUUAGGGCAGGCUCCUUGUAAAUUAUGCUCUCCUACAUCCAUUGCCUCAAAAAGGAGCAGAAUUGUAGUUAAUUGCUCAUCAUCAUCAUCACAGGGGAAGAAGAAAAAUGAGGUUGUUUCAGUUGCAGGCUUGACAUCUUUGGCUCUUACAGCAGCAACAGUGAUUCCAGAGAUAGCAGAUGCAGCAGGACCUGGAGUAUCUCCUUCUCUCAAGAACUUUUUGCUAAGUAUAGUGGCUGGAGGUGUGGUUGUAGCUGUUCUUGGUAUUGCUGUUAUUGGGGUUUCCAACUUUGAUCCUGUUAAGAGGGGUAGAUAAAUGUACUUCUAUGAAGUAUCUCUAUAGAUUUAGAUUGUGGGUUUCUGGGAUUUGUGGAUGCAGAGUGAAGUAUGUAAUCAAUUAGUAGUAAUCUUAAAGCUACAUUAAUGUACUAUGAGGAGCAGUAGGGAGAGAAAUUCCAUAACUGUACUUGAUUUGAUUUCCUUCCUUUGAGCUAAUGUGUUAAAUGCAAUGCAAUGAGCUCAUUUUGAAUUA
Molecule: messenger RNA, 691 nt
Organism: Cryptomeria japonica (Japanese cedar)
Lineage: Eukaryota; Viridiplantae; Streptophyta; Pinopsida; Cupressales; Cupressaceae
Exons: 1
Coding region: 101-475 (124 amino acids)
Biological process (GO): photosynthesis
Cellular component (GO): membrane; photosystem II
Source: RefSeq, a predicted model, not a curated record